UCAAAUGGUAACAGUAGGGUUGCAGUGAAGGCCAGGGGACUCAGUUGCAAAGUUGGAAUUUGAAAGAGUUGCAUGUGCUUUUUCUGUUAUUUUUUUCCCUCUCCAGUAGUAGCCAAGCCACCAUCAUGCUGCUGUGUAAAUUUUCUUUCCAUGUGCUUAGUCAUUUUGGGUCUCUGUGGUCAGUGAUGUCCAUCCAUCUGCCUGCAAAUCAAAUAAUCAUAAAAUGAGAAAUUCUGUCAGUAUGCCAUAGUAAUCUGUGCUGAGCAGUUGUUCGCUGUGAUCCUCUCGUACACAAGAGUGGGUGCUAAAUCAUUCCUGAUCCUGCUUUGGUCAUUCAUUGUGCCGUUAAUGUAAUAAUUUUUUUUUUUUUACAUCUGAAAGUCUGAAGUGAAACUGAGUUUCACAGAUAUUUUAAGCACCUUGUGUAAAAGAUCUGUGGCAUAUCACUGUUAGCAUUUUCUGCACACUGAAAUGGUGUAUCAUGAUGUGGUUUUCUACAAUGGCCUUCUGACACAAUUAUAAGGGCUGACAAAAUUAAAGCUCUUUUCCUUCUGUUGUCCCAUCAGGUUAAAAUGUAGCAUGGCUAAUGCUUUCAAAUCUGGUACUUGGCCCUCAAGGCAGUACUCCUGCUCAGGACACUGGUGCUAGGGUGUACUGGGACAGAGCAGUCCCUGGCAAAGCCUUCGCUUGGAUUCUGCCCCUUUCCCAAAGGGGCAGCUCUGAGGAUGUUGGUGACACGGUCACUCCUUACAGGAAAGCUGCACUGCUGGGGUCACCAGCUGUGCCUCCUCGAGGUGGGGAUGUCCCUUCACCCAGCCUGAAGGACGGGUACCUUAACAUGGGGAACCUUCUAAAAGUUUUGACAUGCACAGACCUUGAGCAGGGGCCAAAUUUUUUCCUUGAUUUUGAAAAUGCCCAACCUACAGAAUCUGAAAAGGAAAUUUAUAAUCAGGUGAAUGUAGUGUUAAAGGAUGCAGAAGGAAUACUGGAAGACUUGCAGUCAUAUAGAGGAGCUGGCCAUGAAAUACGAGAGGCAAUACAGCAUCCAAAUGAUGAGAAGCUGCAGGAGAAGGCAUGGGGUGCAGUUGUUCCACUAGUAGGCAAACUAAAGAAAUUCUAUGAAUUUUCUCAAAGACUAGAGGCAGGACUGCGGGGCCUGCUGGGAGCCCUGACGAGCACUCCGUAUUCCCCAACACAGCACCUGGAGCGAGAGCAGGCUCUUGCUAAGCAGUUUGCAGAAAUUCUUCACUUCACACUCCGAUUUGAUGAGCUCAAGAUGACAAAUCCUGCUAUACAGAAUGACUUCAGCUACUAUAGAAGAACUCUGAGCCGUAUGAGGAUUAACAAUGUCCCAGCAGAGGGAGAAAAUGAAGUAAAUAAUGAGUUGGCAAACAGAAUGUCUUUAUUUUAUGCUGAAGCAACGCCAAUGUUGAAAACCUUAAGUGAUGCCACAACAAAGUUUGUGUCAGAGAAUAAAAAUUUACCAAUAGAGAACACAACAGACUGCUUAAGCACCAUGGCCAGUGUGUGCAGGGUCAUGCUGGAAACCCCUGAAUAUAGAAGCAGGUUUACAAAUGAGGAAACAGUAUCAUUCUGUCUGAGGGUAAUGGUGGGUGUCAUCAUACUCUAUGACCACGUGCAUCCGGUGGGCGCUUUUGCCAAAACUUCAAAAAUUGAUAUGAAAGGAUGCAUCAAAGUUCUUAAAGACCAGCCUCCUAACAGUGUAGAAGGCCUUCUAAAUGCUCUCAGGUACACAACAAAGCAUUUGAAUGAUGAGACUACCUCCAAGCAAAUUAAAUCCAUGUUGCAAUAACAAUUACCUGGAAUUCGCACCUGCUGUAGACAGUAUUCUGCAAUGAAUGAGAUGCACAGAGAUUUUUUUUUUUUUUAGUGAUUGCAACUACUAUCUCGUUCAUUCUUGCUUUUUAUUUUCUCUCUUCCUGUUUACUCUUUUUUUAAUCACUUUCUUGUACCUAAGUAAGCUCAGACUUCUUUUCUGUGCCAAAUCAAUAAAUAUUAUCAAUUCUGGAAAGUAUUUCUACUUUUCAGAAUAGCCAUCCUAAGUGGCAGCUAAUUAUGCGUUGCAUUUGGAUUUCUCUGUACUGGGGAAAGAUUUGUGACUUGAACUAAAUAUUUUUAAACUUGUGGGUUUUUUUCUUUUUUUGAAAAACUAAUAUUUAAUAUUGCUUCUUCUGCAUGGCAAGACUGCCUACUUCUGCUAUUUAAAAAUCCCUUGAUGACUUCAUUUUCUAUUGCAGCUUAUUUUCAUGUGCAGCCAUGAGGAAACUAAAAGCAGAUUUGUUUAAAUUAACUGUGUUUGUACAAAAUGGUACCCAACACAAAAGUUUUUUUAAAUAAGUAAAAACUGUUUUGUUUAAAAGUUACGUUUGCAUUUUGACUCAUUUUUGUAAGGAUGUAUGUUGUAUGUUUAACCUUUAAUAACUAACGUUAAACUGUGGUGUGUGCGUAGCAAAAUUACGUAUGCAUGUUCAUGUCAAAUGAUUGGCUGUGGAUAAGAUAAUAAAAUCAGCUUUCAUUUUUCUAA
Messenger RNA from Taeniopygia guttata (zebra finch), 2545 nucleotides. It is a transcript of the gene CYRIB, whose product is annotated as CYFIP related Rac1 interactor B. Gene Ontology annotation, biological process: regulation of actin filament polymerization. NCBI's taxonomy places the organism in Eukaryota, Metazoa, Chordata, Aves, Passeriformes, Estrildidae. The record is from RefSeq and is a predicted model, not a curated record. Gene Ontology annotation, molecular function: small GTPase binding.